AUGCCCAACCACAUCCGUCUUGACCUCCACACGAUCGAUGACACCAGCUUCCCAUACGUGUUCGAGCAAAAUGUCACAGUACACCUUAAAUCCGGUGAUCUCGUGCGCUGUAAUGUCUAUCGACCCAAAACUGCAGACCGUGUUCCCGUACUGGUAACAUACGGGCCGUAUGGGAAAGAUAUCCAUUAUAAAGACUUUUCCCCCAAGUUCGCCGAAGUAAAUCCAAGGCACAAGUCGGCUCACUCAGCCUGGGAGACUCCAGAUCCCGGAUACUGGACAGCCCAUGGCUACGCCAUCGUUCGCGCCGAUGAGGUCGGCACAGGGCAGUCACCAGGUGUUCUAGACACCAUGUCUCCAUCAACAACGGAUGCGUUCGCCCAGGUGAUCGAAUGGGCCGCCGAACAGCCAUGGUCAUCGGGAAAGAUUGGUCUUCUCGGCGUCAGCUACUAUGCCGGCAGCCAGUGGCGCGUGGCAGCUCGCAGGCCUAAAGGCCUUGCUUGCAUUAUACCAUGGGAGGGUAUGUCGGACUACUACCGGGACAGAUGUCGGCAUGGAGGUAUCUACUCGAACGGCUUCAUCAAAUGGUGGUGGGAUAGGCAGGUCAUUACAAAUCAGUAUGGCCGCCCAGGCAGGGCCGCCGCGAACUGGGGACCGGACACGCUCGAAGGCGACCUCCCUGAGUCAGAACUGCUCGAAAACCGUCGCGAUCAAGUCGUUGAGAACAGGAAAUACCGUUAUCGAGACGAUGAAUAUCACGCCUGCCGGGAGUACAACCUUGCUGACAUCGAAGUGCCUCUGCUCUCUGUCGGCAACUGGGGAGGAAUCUUGCUUCAUCUGCGAGGGAACAUCGAGGGCUUCACCCACGCGGGCUCUAAACUUAAGUACCUCCGCAUGAUCACAGGUCGUCAUGAUCUCCCGUUCUACUACGACGACGAAGUUGAGAUUCAGCGCAGCUUCCUGGACGCCUUUCUGAAGGGUGAAGACCGAGUGGGCUGGUCACAGCCCGGGAAAGUGCCUCCUAUCAACCUCGUGAUCCGUAAAGGAAACGUGGGAGUCAACAACCCAGACGGAGAAGCAACCUACCCACGUCGGGAGGAAUAUGAAUGGCCUCUAGCUCGCACUCAGUACACCAAGUUCUAUCUGCACCCCGACCGGACAAUGCGCCGUGAAAAGCCUCGGGGGCCAGAGCCCUUGGCACUCACCUACCACGCGCUUCUCACGCCGGACGAUUGGGAUGAAGUUCUUCACUUCAUCACACCCCCUUUCGAAGAAGAAACUGAAAUCACAGGCCACAUCAUAGCCCGUCUCUGCGUCAGCGUCUCGGCCGACCGAGCAAAGAUGCGCCCACCAAAGCAACCCACAGACAUCGACCUCUUCCUGACACUCCGCCACAUCGGCCCGGACGGGUGCGAAAUCUAUUACACUGGCACGGCGGGCGACCCAGUACCGCUGACCAAAGGAUGGCUGCGGGUGUCUCUGCGCAAAGUGAACGAAGAGCACCCCUGGCACAGGCCGUGGCUGCCGUACCGGGAGUAUCGUAAGGUUGACCAGGAGAUGUUGGAGGCAAGGACGGUGUACACGGUAGACGUGGAGAUUUGGCCCACGUGCGUGGUGGUUGAAAAGGGGAGCCAACUGUUGCUGGAGGUAUCGUCGGGGGAUACGCAGGGGUGUGGUAUCUUUACGCAUGAUGAUGAGUAUGAUCGGGAUCCUGAGGUGUUCCAGGGGUGGAAUCACAUCCACUUUGGCCCAGACUACCAGAAUUACGUUGUAUUGCCCAUCAUUCCACCAAGAGAAGAGGCCGCUCAGGGAAAUAGAUGCGAUUCGCGUGACAAAGAAGUCGGUAGCGACGAGACAGAGAAAGCAAGGUAG
Messenger RNA from Thermochaetoides thermophila DSM 1495, 1869 nucleotides. Its product is annotated as dipeptidyl-peptidase-like protein. The transcript is spliced from 3 exons. Gene Ontology annotation, molecular function: dipeptidyl-peptidase activity. The record is from RefSeq and is a predicted model, not a curated record. Lineage: Eukaryota; Fungi; Ascomycota; Sordariomycetes; Sordariales; Chaetomiaceae. The coding region runs from base 1 to 1869 and encodes 622 amino acids.